ACUAAAAACUAGCCGUUGGAAAAGGACGCGUAUAAUCACGCCGCUCAACUCUAACGUUCCAAAAACACAUCAAUAUAAUUAAAAAAAAAAUUAAUUUCUUUCUCAAACUUUUUCUUCAUAUUUUAAUUUCAACAUCACAGUGUUUAUGACCCCAAAUCAAUCAAUCUCUUCUUCUCAAACUCAUCACUUCUCUCUAUUUUCUCUCUCCUCCUUUCUCUCUCUACGAAGGAAGAAGAAGAAAGGAAUUUCAAAUUUCAAUUCAUUCAAGUUUCUUUCUCUUUCUUCAUUCUUUAUCUCUUUAAAUGGCGGCGAUGAACGGCGGUUACUCCGACAAUACUCCGGCGGCAGAUCCGGCGGGUCCUCCGGCGAAGCAGAACGUUGCUCCGGCUAAGACUGUUGAUACUCAAUCUGUUCUUAAAAGGUUGCAGUCUGAAUUAAUGUCUCUUAUGAUGAGUGGUGAUCCUGGAAUCUCAGCGUUUCCUGAAGAAGACAAUAUAUUCAACUGGAAAGGAACAAUUCAUGGAAGCAAAGAAACAGUAUUUGAAGGCACAGAAUAUAAACUUUCUCUAAGUUUUCCUGCUGAUUACCCAUUUAAACCCCCUAAAGUCAAGUUUGAGACUGGUUGUUUCCACCCGAAUGUUGAUGUUUUUGGUAACAUUUGCUUGGACAUUCUUCAGGAUAAAUGGUCAUCUGCUUAUGAUGUGAGAACUAUAUUGCUAUCCAUCCAAAGUUUGCUUGGAGAGCCUAAUACCAGCUCACCAUUAAACACACAAGCAGCAGCUCUUUGGAGCAAUCAAGAAGAGUAUAGAAAAAUGGUGGAAAAGCUUUACAACAAGCCAGCAGCAUAGAGGAGUGUGUGGGGUGUUAGGUGAUGAAAAGGUUGGGUGGUUUGGGAGCACAGUUUCUGAUGAUUUGUUAGGUUGAAAAGACAAAAUUCUUUGUGUUUCAAUCAUUGUGCCAAUCAUUUGUUGUUACACAGAACCUUUUUAUUUUAGUGGAAUUUUUACAUUUUUUUUGCCUAA
Molecule: messenger RNA, 1022 nt
Organism: Chenopodium quinoa (quinoa)
Lineage: Eukaryota; Viridiplantae; Streptophyta; Magnoliopsida; Caryophyllales; Amaranthaceae
Product: ubiquitin-conjugating enzyme E2 20-like
Exons: 6
Coding region: 303-848 (181 amino acids)
Source: RefSeq, a predicted model, not a curated record